AUGAACAUACUGCUUCGCAAUGCGGCACGUUCUAUUAGACGGCCUGCAGGUCUCCCAUUGCGACGUGGCGUCAUCAACUUAGCUGGUGUAGACGAAGAAUGGGAUGAAGACCAUUACCUCGACAUGCUCCAGACACCAUAUGAAGACGACGACACUGUCGCAGCCGGCCAUCUCAUGCUGCAGCAUCAACGACAAGUUUUAUAUUAUCUUCGACUAAUAGAGCACGAGAUGCCCAAACUCGUAGCUUAUCGCAAGCCGUUUGACCCUCCAGCAGACAGAGAUGCCCCACUAGUAGUGCGCUCAAUUGACUAUGGCGGAGAAGAGCAUCCUGCAACCGCAAAACGCGUUAUUGUUACUGCUGUCGACUCCCUGCCGCUGAAGAAUGCCGACGCGAUUCAUAGAAUUAAACUGCUUGCUGGUCCACGUUGGACUCCACAUCCGCCUGCGGAUGGCGGCAUGAAUGGGUUAGACGAGUGGAAAAACGGCUACAUCAAGAUUUCAUGCGAGGACUUCCCUGAACCUGCCAUGAACCUCAAAUGGGCGAGUGACGCGAUGGAUCGGCUUGUAACUCAGGCAAAUAAUUCCAAGCCCGACUUGAAGAAUAUACCUGUCGAUUUACGACACGUCCACGCCAAGGCUCGCAAGGCGAAGAAGGGAGAACACACUCGUGCUCGAGUUUAUGGACGGCCCUCCGUUCAUGAUUUCCCUCUAGAAUGGAUACGACCGGAACGUAGGAAGUAUGCUUUGGAAUAA
Molecule: messenger RNA, 753 nt
Organism: Mycena indigotica
Lineage: Eukaryota; Fungi; Basidiomycota; Agaricomycetes; Agaricales; Mycenaceae
Product: MRP-S28 domain-containing protein
Exons: 3
Coding region: 1-753 (250 amino acids)
Biological process (GO): mitochondrial translation
Cellular component (GO): mitochondrial small ribosomal subunit
Molecular function (GO): structural constituent of ribosome
Source: RefSeq, a predicted model, not a curated record